Numida meleagris (helmeted guineafowl) is the source of this 1796-nucleotide messenger RNA. RefSeq lists its product as uncharacterized. The record is from RefSeq and is a predicted model, not a curated record. NCBI's taxonomy places the organism in Eukaryota, Metazoa, Chordata, Aves, Galliformes, Numididae. The transcript is spliced from 2 exons. Bases 307 to 1215 code for a protein of 302 amino acids.
ACAGAGCCGCUCUGUGCUGCAGCUCGCAGCAGAAGAAUGGUUGCUGUGUGCAGCUGGCGCUGCGCCUGCUUGGCAGUCCGUGCACGGCCGUGCAGCGCCGGGGCCGCCUCUGCUCCGCUCUGCAGCAGCGCACCCUCCCUGCUGCAUGGGGCUGCGUGCUGCUGCUGCUGCUGCUGCUCCUAUCCCCGUGGCAUCCUGCUGCAUCCCGCUGCAUCCCAUGACAUCCAGUGACAUCGCACUGCAUCCCAUGACAUCCCAGUGCAUGCUUUCCAUGGCAUCCUGCUGCAUCCUGUGACAUCCCAGUGCAUGCUUUCCAUGGCAUCCUGUUGCAUCCCACUGCAUCCCAUGGCAUCCCGAUGCAUCCUGCUGCAUCCCAGUGCAUCCCAUGACAUCCCAGUGCGUGCUUCCCAUGGCAUCCCACUGCAUCCCAUGACAUCUCACUGCAUCCCAGUGCAUCACAGUGCACGUUUCCCAUGGCAUCCUGCUGCGUCCCACUGCAUCCUAUUGCAUCCCACUGCAUCCCACUGCAGUGCAGCCGCCGGAUUGCAUGGGCUGCAGUGCAGGCAUCAGAGCGCACCCAUCGCUGCAGAUCCACUGCGUGGCAGCUGCUUGCACGCACUGGUGACAUUGCAGCUGCCACAGUGCAGUGCAACUGCUGCGGCACGCCUGCUGCGUUGGGUGCACUGCAUUGCUCUCAUGGAAGCACCAGGGAUGCGCCAGGGUUGCACCGGGGAUGCACUGGGAAUGCACCAGGGUUGUGUCAGGAAUGCACCAGAGUUGCAUCAGGAGUGCACCAGGGUUCCAUCAGGAAUGCACCCGAGUUGCACCAGGAAUGCACUACGGUUACACCAGGGAUGCACAAGGGUUGCAUCAGGAAUGCGCUGGGAAUGCACCAGCGUUGUGUCAGGAAUGUGCUGGGGUUGCACCCAGGAUGCGUCAGGGUUGCAUCAGAGAUGCACUGGGAAUGCACCAGGGUCGCACCAGGAAUGCACUGCGGUUGCAUUAGAGAUGCACCUGAGUUGCACCAGGAGUGCACUACGGUUACACCAGGGAUGCACGGAGGUUGCACCAGGAAUGCACCAGGAUUGCAUCAGGAAUGCCCCAGAGUUGCACCGGGGAUACAGCGGGGAUGCACAAGGGUUGCAUCAGGAAUGUGCUGGGAAUGCACCAGCGUUGUGUCAGGAAUGUGCUGGGGUUGCACCCAGGAUGCACUGAGGUUGCACCAGGGAUACACCAUGGAUGCACCAGAGUUGCACCAGGAGUGCACUAGGGUUAUACCAGGGAUGCACUGAGGUUGCACCAGGAAUGCACCAGGAUUGCAUCAGGAAUGCCCCAGGGUUGCACCGGGGAUACAGCAGGGAUGCACUGAGGUUGCACCAGGGCUGCACCAGAACUGCACCGGGGUUGCACCGGAUUGCACCGGGGAUGCAUUGGAGAUAACACGGGGGCUGCAUCGGGGUUGCAAGCUCCCAAGCGCCCUGGGGGCUGCUGCAAAACCCUGGGGGUGCAUUUUUAGCCCUGACCCCCCCCCAGACACCACUGAAACGUGCUUUGCAGUAACAUCGCCGAGGCGCUGGUGAGCAAAGGCCUGGCCACCGUGAUCCGGUACCGGCAGGACGACGACCAGAGAUCCUCGCACUACGAUGAGCUGCUGGCCGCCGAGGCGCGGGCCAUCAAGAACGGCAAAGGGCUGCACAGCAAGAAGGAGGUGCCCAUCCACCGCGUGGCCGACAUCUCCGGGGUGAGGAUUCCCCCCCCCCCGUGUCCCCACCCUCACUCCCUCCAAGACACCCCCC